GAUGACCACAUUAUCGGAGUUACUGCCGUCGAGAAGUAGAUUGACGAUUAUUAGAGAUGAGCCUGGCUGUUUAGGCCACUUUAUCCUAAUAGAUCAGCUUAAGAAUGCACAGAUGGCACAAUAUCCAACUACUAUACUAGCAACUGAACACUCGAAGGAGCAUUGGAUGGCCUGUGUAAAGAAAUUAGGAUCUCCCUUCCAUGCAUCGACUAGCUACAUUGAUGGCUUGAAUAAGUUAGCAGAAGGCAAGGAGAAUACACUCAAAGAACUUUUAGAGGAGACUACGAAUUCGUUGCGGGCGCACAGGCAGUCUGACACACCUUCUAAGCUCUUGAUAGAUGAUCUAGCCUGCUUAAGCUGGUUAGGCUUCCCAGAUAGCGAUAUUGAAUGGUUUGUUAAGAGUUUACUAAAAAUGGCUGAGGAAAUUGAUGCAGAUAUCGUCACGAUAGUGCACUCACCACAUCAUGCUGCCCUCGUCGAGUCAUUCUCGAGUAUUGCCAUCGUCACUGAACCAUUAUCGACUGGUCCAAGUGCUGAAGUUACUGGUCAAAUAAAGGCAUAUAGAGGUCCGUUAUGGGACUAUACAGAUAGCAAACCUACUGGUUGGAUUGGCUGGGAGAAACAGUUCCACCUUGGUGAUUCCAGCGUGGAUAUAUUCGCGAAAGGAUUAGGCAAGAGUGUAAUAUAAUCUACAGGCUAUAUAGAUUUUGUCGCUGUAAUUUUAAUUUAUUAUAUUCCG
Molecule: messenger RNA, 739 nt
Organism: Wallemia mellicola CBS 633.66
Lineage: Eukaryota; Fungi; Basidiomycota; Wallemiomycetes; Wallemiales; Wallemiaceae
Exons: 4
Biological process (GO): tRNA wobble uridine modification
Cellular component (GO): elongator holoenzyme complex
Source: RefSeq, a predicted model, not a curated record